Molecule: messenger RNA, 6426 nt
Organism: Triplophysa rosa
Lineage: Eukaryota; Metazoa; Chordata; Actinopteri; Cypriniformes; Nemacheilidae
Gene: smg6
Product: SMG6 nonsense mediated mRNA decay factor
Exons: 19
Coding region: 37-4722 (1561 amino acids)
Biological process (GO): nuclear-transcribed mRNA catabolic process, nonsense-mediated decay
Cellular component (GO): telomerase holoenzyme complex
Molecular function (GO): telomeric repeat DNA binding; protein binding; telomerase RNA binding
Source: RefSeq, a predicted model, not a curated record
CGAGCCGCCGUGUGUUUGUGUUUGGUUCCGACAAAAAUGGCGGACGAGCUGGACAGAGUACGAAUUUCAGAAGCUGAGCUACGAGCAGAAGUGUCGAAAUUCAGCACAAACAGCGAAAAUGUAAAAGAGUUCAAUGAAGAAGGUAAAAAACAUCGACAACGAGAGUGUAAACGCCCAGACCUCCAGUUAUACAAACCUGGUUCUGGUCAGUCACAAAGACCUAAGGAUGGCGUUCAAGAAGAUGCGCACAGUGCUUGUUUAGACACACGUGGAGGUUGCAGUUCUGAUAUCGACAUCAAAAGGCCUGACAGCUCACUUACCAGUACUGAGCGUUCCGUCAUCCCCAGCGCAGAACCCGGAAACAUGUCAAGUGAAAGUCAGCUUGAAACAAUUAGUACUAAAGUAUGUGUAAGUAGUAAAAAUCACCAGCUUGUAGAAGGGAAUGCUACCAAAAGCACAGACAUGUCUCGGUCACCCAAGCAAGCACGGAAGAUGCGCAAACCUGACCGUGAGAUAUAUCAGCCAGGGGGUCGAAGAUCUCAAAGUAUCAAAGAAACUGGGACAGGCAAAGAACUAGAAGUGGUUACCAAAGAAGAGAGGAGGAGAGGGGAAGCUGUGGGUAAAAAAUCUGUAGAAAAGGAUGAUAAGAACGUACCUGUGGAGAAAGAGGAUAGGCGAAGAAACAGACGAGGCAAAGAUGGAAAGAAGCAGGAUCAAGAAAAACAGCACAAAGAAAGUUUUGACUCCCCGCCUGCUAACAAAAACGAGGCCGAUGUUGAGAACAUCGCCGGGAAAGUCAGUAAUCUUAGCAUCGGCGGCCAGGCAAAAGUCGAGGCAAGUAAAGAGGACGGUGGACGGGACGGUGCGAACAGGAGGGGAAAAUCAAGUGGAGAGGGACGAAGAGGGCAGGCAGGUGAUGGGGGAGUGGCAGAAGACCUAAAAAAGGAGAGAGGAAAUGGAAAGUCCAAAGCAGGGAAAGAGAAAGUUAAAAGCAACCAGGGUUUUGCUAAGAAAGAUGAAGAGGAGAGAAGAAGCUCAGAGACAGCUCAACCUGACCAGGAGAACUCUAAAAAAGCAGAAGGAAAACCGCAGAAGAAUGUGGGAGGAAAGGAGGGCAACCGUGACCAGAACGUGAAUCACGAUAAACGAAGAUACAACAGACCAAAAGAUAAUCGAGGAGAGAGAGGGAAAAGUCUAUCUGAAGGUACCGACUCCAACCGAGUUAACUCUUCAAAGCGCUAUUCUCAAUCAGAUAUCCGACGUCCACGGAAUCGCACCUACAGCACGAGUUCAGCCAGCAGCGGGACCAGUACGGAUGGACUUGUUGAAGCUGAGAGACUGCGGAGGGAAAGCGAACAGCCAACUACACGAACAAUGGAGUUCGUCCGAGGAAAUCAGGCCCGCCCGAGGAGAAGGACCGCUCGGACUUUGUCCUCCACAGACACGCUGGAGGAAAAUGAGGUCAGGGAGAGAGAAGAUAGAAGAGAGAAUAGAGGUCAAAGAACAGGUCGAGGAGGAAUCCUGAGGGUUUCUUUAGACAAGCCUCCAAGCACAUCUUCAAGCGAACAGCAAGCAAGCAGGAAAAACCCAAACCCUAGAGGUCGUGGGAGGGGCAUCCUGGUACUUCCUGCCCACACCAAUCUAACAAUGACUCCUGAGCCUGGCCCUCAGCUAAGUGGCAUGAGAGGUGGAAUGAGUCUUGGUAGAGGAAGAGGUGGACGUGGUGGAGGGACAAGACGACUCUGGGACCCUAAUAACCCAGAUAAGAAACCAGCUUUGGUGUCAAGCCAGCAAUCCCAGCAUGCAUCUCUUCAGCAGGCUUUGUACUUACAGCAGGGUGGAUGUGGGCCAUUGCAUUUCCUGGACACCGAUGAUGAAACAGCAGGAAGUCCUCCGGUCCACCAGGGGGAGUACUUUCAAAAUCAGCAGGCUGCUGCAAUGGCGUACUACAAAUUUCAGAAUUCUGACAACCCCUACUGCUACCCGUUAUCUCCAAACACCCCACCGCGCUAUCCGUACCCGUAUCACAUGCCCUAUCAAAUACCUGCCGCUAAUGGGAUGUAUCCAGUAUCUGCCAUGGCACCUUUUUAUGGGCCCUAUGGGCAAGGUUAUUCUCCUACAGGGGGGUCUUCGCUCACUCCAGAGGAGGCAGAGGUGCAGACCAGAGGAGAGAUUGGAAAGUUGCUGCGGUUGGCUGACAGUCAGGAGCUACAACUCAGUAACCUGCUGUCCCGGGACAGGCUGAGUCCAGAGGGGCUGGAGCGGAUGGCCCAGUUUAGGGCUGAGCUCCUUACGCUAUACGAGCGGGUGAUUUUAACAGACAUAGAGUUCGCCGACUCUCAGAACCUGGACCAGGCGCUGUGGAAAAAUGUGUUCUACCAGGUGAUAGAGAGGUUCAGGCAGUUACUAAAGGACCUGGCAUCAGACAGUGCCCCGCAGAUUAAAACCAUGCUAAUGAAUAUAUUGGAAGAGGGGGCGUUAUUCUUUGAUUCACUACUGCAGAAGUUGCAGACAGCGUUUCAUUUCAAGCUGGAAGAUUAUAUGGACUGCAUGGCUAUACGAGCGAGACCCUUACGCAAGACGGUUAAAUAUGCUCUGAUAAGUGCCCAGCGCUGUAUGAUCUGUCAGGGUGAUAUUGCGAGAUAUCGCGAACAGGCCAGUGAGUCCGCUAACUAUGGGAAGGCACGCAGUUGGUAUCUGAAGGCUCAGCAGAUUGCCCCGAAAAAUGGUCGACCUUAUAACCAGCUGGCCCUACUGGCAGUGUACACGAAGCGAAAGCUGGAUGCUGUGUACUAUUACAUGCGCAGUCUAGCUGCAAGUAACCCCAUCCUCACAGCCAAGGAAAGUCUCAUGAGUCUGUUUGAGGAAGCUAAACGCAAGGCUGACCAGGUUGAACGUAGACAGAAGCAGGAUUCAGAUGUUGGUACCCGUGGUCCCCGAGGUCAUACAGGUGGUCGUCGAGGGGAGGAUGCUGCCCGUGUAGAGAUCUGGAUACGUCCGAGUGGGCAUCCGGGCGUGUCUCGUACAGCAGGCAGUGAAUCGGGUAAAGACUCGGAGCAGGAUGGAGAGCUGGGCACUUUGAGUGCUAGCGAUCUCAAUAAGAAGUUCAUUCUGAGUUUCUUAUACGCUCAUGGAAAACUCUUCACUAAAGUAGGGAUGGAGAGUUUUCCUGCUGUAGCCAGUCGAGUGUUGCAGGAGUUCCGGGCCCUCCUCCAGCAUAGCCCCUCCCCUCUCGGCAGCACACGUAUGCUGCAGAUCAUCACCAUCAACAUGUUCACCAUCCAUAACGCCCAGAUCAGAGCUGAAGGGCAUGGUGAAGCUCGGUCCGUUUUGGAGGAACAGGCCACAUCUCUAGGAUUAGCAAUGUUUGGUCUUUUAGUCCAAAGGUGCACUGAUCUCCUGAAAGAAACACCUGCUGUACCUAUCCCAGCUGAAGAGCUAGGCGAGUUUGACGAGAUGGAUGAUGAAGAAGGGAUGGUCCGUGUGUCCGCCUUCCCACCCGAUCUCAGAGAGCUGCUGCCCAGCAUUAAAGUCUGGUCCGACUGGAUGCUCGGCCACCCGGACCAGUGGAACCCUCCACCAGGGAGCAUGGAGGGGAGUCCGGACGUGUGGCAGUGCCUUGCAGACCUGUGCAACUCUCUGGCACGCGUGUAUGAUGGCGAGGCUCCGCUGUACAAAGCUGACGCAGAUGGGGAAGGAGACGAGGAGCUCAGAGUCCUACAGCUGGAGGAGGAUAAAAUGCUGUCCGGGUUUGUCCCGCUGCUUGCUGCCCCACAGGACCCCUGCUAUAUAGACAAAGGAGCAGAUAUGGUCAUAGCAGCUGACUGUAAGCGGGUCACCGUUCUUAAGUACUUCCUGGAGGCUUUGUGCGGGCAGGAAGAGCCGUUGCUGGCAUUCAAGGGUGGAAAGUAUAUUUCCAUGGCAACACCCCCUACACCCAGAGAAAGUACAGAGAACAAGACACGGUCACAAGAACUGGAGGAUGAUGUCAUUGUGGAGGAGUCAUCUCUCUCAGCAUCGGAGGGAGAGAUGGAUGGAGAGAUGGAAAGAGACGAAAGUGAAGAUGAUAUCAGAGAGCUGAGGGCGAGGCACCACGCUCUCACUCACAAGCUGGCACAGCAGCAAAAACGCAGAGACAAGAUACAGGCAGUUUUGCAGACGGGCGGGCAACUGGAGAUUGAGGUCAGACCGUUUUAUUUGGUGCCUGACACAAAUGGCUUCAUAGAUCACUUGGGCGGCCUGAGAAAGCUUCUGGCCUGUGGGACGUACAUCUUGGUUGUGCCUCUAAUUGUAAUCACGGAGUUGGACGGCCUGGCAAAAGGGCAGGACAGUCGUGAGGGAAACGGUAAUGACGCCCAUGUCAAGCAAGUUCAGGAGAGAGCCAGAGCGGCGGUGAUGUUUCUGGAAAAGGCCUUUGAGUCGAGAAGUCCCUGCAUCAGAGCCCUCACCAGCAGAGGAAACACGCUGGAGUCCAUCGCCUUCCGCAGCGAGGACACUUCUGGACAGAAGGGCAACAAUGAUGAUGUCAUCCUGUCCUGCUGCCUGAACUACUGUCAGGACAAAGCCAAGGACUUCAUGCCUGCUGAGAGAGAAGGACCUGUGAGGUUACGCAGGGAGGUGGUCCUGCUCACGGACGAUCGCAACCUGCGAGUUAAAGCUCUCACACGCAACGUUCCGGUACGAGACAUCCCGGUAUUUCUGAGCUGGGCUAAAGUGGGCUGAACCGCGGACCGGAUUUACAGCUGUACACAACAGUCGUCCUCCACAACAACAGUUCGGGUGGAGGGAGUGAUGUCAGAAGGGGAGGAUGAAUAUAAAGGGGAAAACACAACAAGCCUUUUGUCAAGUCGACAGAAAGAGCAAGCGUGAGACAUCAAGCCACUUUAUAAAAUGAGGAUUUCUUUCCCCUAAAAAUGCAGCGUGCAAAGACGUCAGCUUGCUUUUCAGAGAGAGAUUGCAAAAGAAUGGAGAUGUGGAUCGGGCUUAGCUGGUUUGGAGGGUUUGUUUAAGUGCAGAAGGGUUGGAUGGUGACAUACACCCCAUGAGAUGCGUGCAUUCGCUAGUAAGUGUGAGAGAAACCAGCAUCCGCUGUUUAGAGUGUCAGCUUGUAGUGUUUGCGUGCAGUCGCACAGCAAGAGUGGCCAGUUGUGCUGCGGAUGAAUUCAUUCCAGUUCUAGAAAGAUCUCUCUGCAAAUAGGGAACUUGAUCUGUUGUGAUUGAGCGAUGGGGCGAGAGCUCCAGUAGGGGGCAGUGUGAGGGGAUCAGGUCGAUGAGGGAUAAAGCUUAAUAAAGUUUCCCUCUCCUCUUGUGCUGUGGCCUGGGAGGCCUGUGUGCAAAAAAGCUUUUUUUAUUGCGUUGUCUUAUCGCCUCAGUGCAUGCUUUGUUUGCUGUAAGCAUGAUUGUUUUAAUGCUUGCUUGAUUUUUUGUUGUGUAUUUAAGUUAGCAUUGCGUUUUUGACUUUGUGAGUUUUGUUUCAACUAAUGUAAAGCUCUUACCAGUUCUCGUUGUUUUUCUCAUUAAAUGUUUUUGUUGUUUCCAUCUGACUUUUUUAACCGCUGUAGUAAAACCACUUGGUACAAGAUUGAGCACUAUAACAUCGAUCACUCAUGAUGAUAUACAGUUUACAUUAAUGUCAAGUAAAUACUGAUGGAAUUAAUUGGUUGCGAGUAGUUUUAACAUAGAUUCAAUUGCCACAAUGCUUUAACUGUGUUUGUCUGUACAUUGAAAGUACAGAACUAAAGCUACUGGCAUAUUUUAAAGUUGCCAUUUUUCAAGAUAUUAUGAUUUUUAUGAGCUCUGCAAGUGUUCAAACAUCUACACAGCAGCAAAAGCACAUAAGAUGAUAAAAUCAUAUUUCAGAAAGCUUUUAUAAUCCUUUGAGUGAUCCUAAUAUACAUUUUGUUUCAUUGGUAUUAAAAACAUUGCAUUGCAUCAUCACAAACAGUUCAGUGUCUUGAUAUUGUUUGUAUGUGUUUGCUUUAUUUUUGGUUUGUAGGUUAUUUACUUGCCUUUUUAAAUCAUUGUUUGCUGGCCUGCAUUCAUACAGGUUUGUCACAGCUUUGCACAAGAAACUAUAUUCAGUGUGUUUCUCCAGUUAAAUAUUACCACAGGAUCUGACAUUUUUAAGAACUAUUGUCAUUUUUAUGGUUAAAGCAUCAUCCUCACCUUUGUUCCAUUUGGUAAACCAUUGUUAUAUGGUAGAAUGAGUUUAAAGCAGCAUUGAAACUUAACACUAUGUCUUCCUAAUUUCGCUGAGGUCUUUUUGUUGUUUUAAAUGUGGUGGCUUAAAAUUUGUAUUUUGUCUUUGAGACCUGUGUCAGUUGGAUUGUAGAUGUGCCGUUUUUCAUUGAAUACAAUGUCAUUGCUUUGAAGAAAUUUUAACCUCAGUCACUGACAAUAAAUUAAUAAAAACAGAUGUAGACGUUG